Messenger RNA from Entamoeba nuttalli P19, 1596 nucleotides. RefSeq lists its product as hypothetical. The transcript has a single exon. Bases 1 to 1596 code for a protein of 531 amino acids. The record is from RefSeq and is a predicted model, not a curated record. NCBI's taxonomy places the organism in Eukaryota, Evosea, Mastigamoebida, Endamoebidae.
AUGGAUUUAAUGCUUGUAAAUAAAAAGUGUUAUGAAGCAGUACUUUUUAUUAAAACAAAUCCAUUAAUUCUUCCUACAAAAGAGAAUAGAGAUGUUUUUUAUCAAUUUAAAGCUGUUGACUCUUUUUGGAAAGAGUUAACAAUAUACCCUAACUUACAAACUGUUAAUAUAUUAUCUGAUUUCAUUCAACAUUGUUCAAAUGAAUUAAGAAGGUUUGAUCAAAUACGAAUAGUUGAGUCAUUAGACACAGAUUUUAGUAGAAAUAAUUGGAUUUGGUCAAGAGUAAUAGAAUUAAAUGUAAUUGUUAAAGAAAUUCCAAUUGAUAUAUCACAAUUUCAUUUUUUAAAAAAGUGUAGAAUAGAAAUGGAGAUAAAAGAGCCAUGGAAAAAGUGUUUUGGAGAUGAAACACAGAAACUUGAGUUAUUAAGAAUAAAAAGUUCAAUAGAAUCAGUUGAUAUGACAUUUAUUCCAUUAUUAUUAUUAAAGUAUAAUAAAUUUGAACAUUGUGUUAUUCAAGUUAUGGGUGGAAGUAUUUCAACAAAUGAAAUAUUAUGUACGUUGCUUCAAUAUAAACGAGAUUUUUAUAGAAAUAAAGAUAGAAAUAAUAUAAGAACAUUUGAAAUAUGUUGUGAUUAUUGGAAUGGAAAUGAUUGUAUUAUUCUUCCAUAUGAAAAUAAGUGGACGUUCUGGGAUUGUGGUAUUUCUUCAUUUAAAGAAGUAUUUAAUCAAUACUUACCAUUUAACCCAUUUUUCUUUUCUCAAAAGAAACAACAAAUUGAAUUUAAAACUGAAUGGGAUAUUAAUAAUAUAAUAAUUAAUAAACCAUUAAAAUUUAUUUUUUCAAGUCAAUUUAAUUGGUAUAAAAGUGAAUUAAAUAAAACAUGUAUUAACCAAAUUAUUGAAGAAAAAAUUAUUGAUGUUUGUAAAAAGACAAAAAAUGGAAAUGAAAGUAAACGAUUUCAAACAAUAACAUCAAAUUCAAAAAAUAUUUUGAUUCAAAAUAGUAAAAUUAAUAUUAAAGACAAGUCAUUGUAUUAUUUAAAAAUGGAACAUUCAAUUAUUUCAUCUUUUCUUUAUCUUCCAAACUUAAAAAUAUUAGAAAUUGAUUACUUACCAACUUCUUUAGAUGGUCUUAAUAUAUCUUGCCUUAUUCUGAAUAAUUGUCAAGAUAUUAACUGGAAUCAACUUUCUUAUUUAUCUUCUCUUCGUACAUUAGAAAUUUAUAACUUUAAUUCAAAUGAUAAUUUACUAAUAAAUAAAAUAUCUGAGCUUCAAACAUUAAGAUUAGACCAUGUUGUUUGUGAAAGAAUUAUAUUUCCUAAUAGUAUUAAACAAAUAUUUAUGUAUAAAGUUAAUAACCAUUCAGCUAUUAUUGACUUAUCUGAGGUUCAAUUAGAAAUAUUAAGAAUAGUUCAUUGCGAUUCUUUAAAAUUAAAAAUUAAUUACAUUAAUAUGUUUCAGUGUUAUCAUUCAUUGAUUAAAACAAAAGGGAAUUUGACUGAUAAAUCAUUUGGAUCUAUUCAAAUUAUUCAGAGUGAGUGUUGUAUUGAUAUAUUACAAAAAAAGAUUAAUUCUAUUUAUCCAAUAAUGAAUUAG